UGUGAGGUGAACGAGAGUCCAAGUUGUGUAGUUCCAUAGAGUGAAAUUUUUAUAAUGCUUUUAGUUUCAAUCGCGACUUGGUCGUAACGUGGUGAUCUUUGUGUCAUGGUGGAGGAUUUCGUUGAAUUUUCAAUUAGAAAAUUCCACCCAUUUCCCUUCCUCGUUUGCGAGCUGUAGGCCCCCUUUGAGAAAUUUCUUGGUGUAUGUCUCCCUUGGACUGCAUUUGAGCUAUAUCAAAUAGAGACAAAUUCAACCGAAAUCUUUUGUGGAAUAUUUUGUGAAUUUCUCUCUUUCGCUACAAACUCAUAAACCAUCUUCACAUUCCCAUAGUUUCUAUGAGGUACAAUAUUUCGUCAUUCAAGUGAUCUCUUCCUGGAGAAGCGUAUGGAUUUGUGUAUACACGGAAAAGGUGAAGUGCUAAAGAAAACAUCAAUAUUAUUAUUUUGCAAUUUGCAAUUUUGUGGAAUAUACACGCAGACAAGUGCCCCCAAUUGACCUGCAAGAAAAGUGUUGAAGAAAAUUGAAUUUUAUUUUUGGAGAAAAUGAUGGAAAGUGUACCACCACCACCUUCGGACAAGAGGAGACUCAAGAAAAUGUUUAGCUGGACUGACGAUGGCACAGGAGGCAGUGAUACAAACGUAACAACAAUUGAUGAUGGAGGAACAAUGUGGAACAGACAGCAACAGGCUGUCUCGGUGCGGUAUGCCUUCAAACAGUAUGGAUCUAAGUCAAAACCAAAUCAAGUUCUCAGUAACCUCAAUAUGACAGUUGCCAAAGGGACAAUAUAUGGCCUCUUGGGUGCAUCUGGAUGUGGUAAGACAACACUUCUUUCCUGCAUUGUUGGACGCCGACGACUCAAUUCGGGCGAAAUAUGGGUGCUGGGCGGGAAGCCCGGUACAAAGGGCUCAGGAGUCCCAGGUGCCAGAGUUGGGUACAUGCCACAAGAGAUCGCACUCUAUGGCGAGUUCUCAAUCAAAGAGACUAUGAUGUACUUUGGCUGGAUUUUUGGUAUGCAGACAUCAGAGAUAAUGGAGAGACUUCAGUUUCUGCUCAAUUUCCUUGAUUUGCCAUCACAAAAUCGACUUGUAAAAAAUCUCAGUGGUGGCCAACAGAGACGAGUUUCAUUUGCCGUAGCUCUGAUGCACGAUCCAGAACUUUUAAUCUUGGAUGAGCCCACAGUUGGUGUGGACCCACUCCUGCGACAGAGUAUAUGGAAUCACCUUGUACAUAUAACCAAAGCUGGUCAGAAGACAGUCAUCAUCACGACGCACUACAUCGAGGAAGCACGACAGGCGCAUACCAUUGGGCUUAUGCGCUCGGGUCGUCUUCUAGCUGAGGAAUCCCCACAGGUUCUCCUCUCCAUGUACCAGUGCCAGAAUUUAGAGGAUGUGUUUCUCAAAUUGUCACGGAAACAGGGUGCCAAUGGGGCUGUAGCCACGACAGAACAAAUGAACAUAAGCAACAACAUCUCCCUAUCAGCCUUAGCCUUUGGCAAUAAGAAAGACAAUCCAGUUUAUGUGAGCCAAGAGAGUGGUGUUGUGGGUCUCAAUUUCCAUCAGAGCAAAGAAAUCCUCAUAAGCGAUUCAAAUGGAUCCACUCUAGGAAUUAAUGUUUCACCGUCCCAUCCUCCAAGUGCUGCAAUUGAUUGCGACGACUGUGGAAGAUGCUCAAACUGUUUCAAUAUUACCUCUCGAGGAAAGAUUCGUGCACUCCUGCAGAAGAAUUUCCUCCGAAUGUGGCGAAAUGUUGGAGUUAUGCUCUUCAUUUUCGCACUCCCUGUUAUGCAGGUCGUACUCUUCUGUCUGGCGAUUGGAAGAGAUCCGACCGGACUCAAGCUGGCCAUAGUUAAUCAAGAAAUUGUUGGAGAGGAUUGCCCAUUCAAUGAAGGAUGCAAAUUCAGUAAUCUAUCGUGCCGAUAUUUAGAUCAUCUCAACAAUAAUAUAGACCAAAAAUACUAUCCUGAUCCCGAAUCUGCGAUAAAUGCUGUAAAACAGGGUGAUGCAUGGGGCGUUCUCUACUUUACGGAUAACUUUACAGAUGCUCUCGUUGCCAGGAUAACUUUAGGUCGAGAUGCUGAUGACGAAACACUGGAUCAGUCGGAAAUUCGCGUUUGGCUUGAUAUGUCCAAUCAACAAAUUGGAAUUAUGUUGAAUAGAGAUUUGCAACUGGCUUAUAAGGACUUUGCGCAGGAUUUACUGAAGACAUGCGGAAAUAAUCCCAAACUCGGCGACGUACCAAUCCAAUUCAAGGAACCCAUUUACGGCUCAAAUGAUCCGUCCUUUACUGAUUUCGUUGCGCCAGGAGUUAUAUUGACAAUCGUCUUCUUCUUGGCCGUGGCUCUGACAUCAUCCGCCCUCAUCAUCGAACGCACUGAGGGUCUCCUCGACCGUUCAUGGGUGGCCGGAGUGACGCCCACGGAAAUCUUGUUCUCGCACGUGGUCACCCAGUUUGCAGUAAUGUGCGGUCAAACUGCCCUUGUGCUCAUCUUUAUGAUCCUCGUCUUCGAUGUGACCUGCAAUGGUGAUAUUUUCUGGGUCAUCGUGCUCACAUUGCUCCAAGGUCUGUGCGGAAUGUGCUUCGGCUUUGUGAUUUCUGCCAUUUGCGAACUCGAACGGAAUGCCAUCCAGCUGGCCCUCGGCUCCUUCUACCCAACCCUUCUUCUCUCCGGUGUUAUCUGGCCGAUUGAAGGAAUGCCCGAAUUUUUAAGAUACAUUUCUCUGGGACUUCCACUUACAAUGGCCACCACAUCGUUGCGAUCAAUGCUGAGCCGUGGCUGGGAAAUUUAUGAAAGUGAUGUCUACCUUGGCUUCGUUUCGACCAUCUUUUGGAUUUUGGGCUUCCUUAUUAUAACAUUAACAGUACUUAAAUUUAAGCGCGGAUAAUCUUAGUACCUAUUUAUUUGAGAGUGUUAAAAUUAUUUGUUAAUUUUUGUAAUGUGUAAUGGAUUUAAUAAUGCUUUGCGGUGUACAAUAAUUUAUCAAAAUAUUUCAAAUUUAGGUAUUAUUAUAUUUUGUAAAAAUUGCAUUAAAAAUGAAAGUGCAAAAAACCAAUAAAAAAAUGCGACAAGAACAAUUUCUACCCCCAAUUUGGAAUCAUUUGCAUUCCAUCAGAUAUUUCUUUCUCUAUUUUUUAUCCUAUAUAUUCUGUGUGUAAUAUAUAUGUUAUUUUUUUCAAAUGACCUUUCUCUCUCUAAAAAGUUUUCUAUUCUUUGUACUUUUUUUUGUACAUGAUAAAGCUUUUCUUCUUUUCAUUAUUUCUUUUACCUACUAAAAAAAAUAUGCUUCUAGUUCAUCAUCCUCUUCUUCAUCUAUAAAACUAUUUUAGUUUAAUAAAAUUUUGCGGAGGAAAACGAAAAAAAUGGUUUUUUAUAAGAUUGUCUGUGAUUUUUUACACACAAAAAAUCAUUCUGUAUAAUAUUAAAAUAAAGUUAAAAAAAAAUAGCUUAAAAGUCCAUAUCUUUUCAAGAAUAUGUAUUUUGUAAUUAUAAGGGGAAAGUGUAGUAGAUGAAAUAAAAAUUAGAUUUAUAAUAAAAGAAAAAAGAUCAAAAGGCAAAAAA
This is a messenger RNA of Lutzomyia longipalpis, 3556 nucleotides long. It is a transcript of the gene snu, whose product is annotated as ABC transporter G family member 23. NCBI's taxonomy places the organism in Eukaryota, Metazoa, Arthropoda, Insecta, Diptera, Psychodidae. Gene Ontology annotation, cellular component: ATP-binding cassette (ABC) transporter complex; membrane. The coding region runs from base 543 to 2882 and encodes 779 amino acids. The transcript is spliced from 10 exons. The record is from RefSeq and is a predicted model, not a curated record. Gene Ontology annotation, molecular function: ATP binding; ABC-type transporter activity; ATP hydrolysis activity. Gene Ontology annotation, biological process: transmembrane transport.